UACUUGCAGUGAAUUUCGGAACGCAGUCAGUGCUGGAUCCCGCGGGUGAUAAUCCGUGCAAGUUAAAUUUGUACAAAAUCAAAUUUUUCAUAGAAAGUUCUUUUACGAAAAUUGUUUAGUACCAAGUAAAUAAAUAAACCAUGACUAUCGUGACAUUUUUAAGCCGUAAUGUUAACUUAUCUCGGGUGUCAACGUUGCGUCCAUGUAUUUAUGGACAAAAUGUACAAUAUUGGUCAUCAUAUGCCAAAUUUGCUGAGCACAAGCCAUUGGAGAAGGUUAGAAAUAUUGGUAUAUCGGCUCACAUUGAUUCUGGAAAAACUACUCUGACAGAACGUAUUUUAUAUUAUACUGGUAGAAUAGUCAAAAUGCACGAAGUAAAAGGAAAAGACAAUGUUGGUGCAGUAAUGGACAGUAUGGAGUUGGAAAGGCAAAGAGGGAUCACUAUCCAAUCAGCUGCAACGUAUACAUUAUGGAAAGAUCAUAACAUUAAUAUUAUUGAUACACCAGGGCAUGUAGACUUUACAGUAGAAGUCGAAAGAGCUCUACGUGUCUUAGAUGGUGCUGUACUUGUUCUGUGUGCUGUGGGUGGUGUGCAAUCACAGACAUUGACUGUGAACCGUCAGAUGACGAGAUAUAAUGUACCUUGUCUGGCAUUUAUCAAUAAAUUAGACAGAAUGGGAGCAAAUCAUAAAAGAGUCUUGGAACAAAUGAGGAAAAAGCUACAUCAUAAUGCCGCGUUUAUACAGAUACCAAUUGGUCGGGAAGGUAAUACUAAAGGAUUGGUUGAUCUAAUUCAGCAAAAAGCACUUUAUUUUGAGGGAGAUUUUGGGGAAAUUAUUAGAGAAGAUGAAAUCCCAAAGGAUAUGAAUGCUGAGGUGAACGAGAAGAGACAAGAACUGAUUGAGCACUUGAGUAAUGUGGACGACGUACUUGGUGAUUUGUACUUGAAUGAGAUAAAAUUAACCGAAAAAGAUAUUAUGGAUGCCAUACGCAGGGCUUGCGUGAAAAGAAAAUUCACUCCUGUUCUAGUUGGCAGUGCCCUAAAAAAUAAGGGUAUUCAGCUAUUACUAGAUGCAGUAGUGGAUUAUUUACCAAACCCAGGGGAAGUAGAGAAUUAUGCUCUUCGAAUGAAAUCAGAGAACGAAUUCGAGAAAGUUUUAAUGAAUCCUGCUCGAGAUAAUAAGGAACCUUUUAUCGGACUGGCAUUUAAAUUAGAAGCUGGAAGAUUUGGUCAAUUGACGUAUUUCCGUUGUUACCAAGGAAUGUUGAGCAAAUCGGAUACCUUGUACAAUACAAGAACGAAGAAAAAGAUGCGAGCGCAAAAAGUAGUUCGGCUUCACUCAAAUCAAAUGGAAGACGUGACAGAGGUUUAUGCUGGAGAUAUCUUCGCUUUAUUCGGUAUAGAUUGUGCGUCCGGCGAUACCUUCGUGAAAGAUCCUAAGUUAAAUCUAUCGAUGGAAUCGAUCUACAUCGCAGAUCCCGUAGUCUCUAUGUCCAUUCAACCAAGCAAUUCGAAAGAUCGAGACAAUUUUGCGAAAGCUAUGAACCGAUUCACCAAAGAAGACCCGACAUUGCGCAUGCAUUAUGAUCCAGAUAACAAGGAAACCAUUGUUUCUGGAAUGGGAGAAUUGCAUUUGGAGAUCUACGCGCAAAGAAUGGAACGCGAAUACAAUUGCUCGGUGAAUCUUGGAAAACCGAAAGUUUCCUUUCGCGAAACUCUAACCAAGGCGUGCGAGUUUGAUUAUUUACAUAAAAAGCAGAGCGGUGGUGCCGGUCAAUAUGCUCGAGUGAUCGGUGUUCUGGAGCCAUUGCCGCCCCAUCAAAACACGCAGGUCGAAUUUUCGGAUGAAACUGUGGGCACCAACGUUCCGCGACAAUUCAUUCCGGGCGUGGAGAAAGGCUUCAGAGCCAUGUGCGAGAAGGGCAUGCUCAGCGGUCACAAAAUCGCCGGGAUCAAAUUUAGAAUAAUCGACGGUAUGCAUCAUUCCGUCGAUUCUUCGGAGUUCGCCUUCUUCCAAGCCGCGCAAGGCGCUAUCAAAGAUGUAUUUGAGAGCGGUAGCUGGCAGAUUCUGGAGCCGAUCAUGUUGGUCGAGGUGACGGGGCCGGUAGAAUUUCAGAGUCAAAUAUUAGGACAACUCAGUAGACGAAAAGGCAUCAUAAAUAGGACAGAGGUCAACGAUGACUGGUGCGCGGUCAUUGCGGAGGUACCGCUCAAUGAGAUGUUCGGUUACUCCAACGAACUGAGAUCCAGCACUCAGGGUAAAGGAGAAUUCACUAUGGAGUAUACGAGAUACAGUCCUUGCUUGCCGGAGGUACAGGAGCAACUUAUUAGACAAUAUCAGGAGUCACGGGGAAUAGUAGUGGUGAAGGCGCAGAAGUCGAAAAAUUGAUUGUAAAAUAUAGAAUAAACAUUUUUCAUUCUUUAGCAAAAAUUGCACGACGUUACCACAUGUGUUGCGAGCUCACAUUGUCUCUGGUAAUAUUGUUUAUUAUAGCUUCAAUCUUAUAUUUGAUUAUACCAACUGAUAAGUUAUUGAUACGUAAAUGUAAUAGCUAAACGUGUACAGUGAUUCAUAUACUUAUAAAAUUUAAUAAUACUGAUUA
This is a messenger RNA of Odontomachus brunneus, 2604 nucleotides long. RefSeq names its product elongation factor G, mitochondrial (gene mEFG1). Lineage: Eukaryota; Metazoa; Arthropoda; Insecta; Hymenoptera; Formicidae. The transcript has 9 exons. Gene Ontology annotation, cellular component: mitochondrion. Gene Ontology annotation, biological process: mitochondrial translational elongation. The coding region runs from base 141 to 2390 and encodes 749 amino acids. The record is from RefSeq and is a predicted model, not a curated record. Gene Ontology annotation, molecular function: translation elongation factor activity; GTP binding; GTPase activity.